AUGGUCACUGAAUUAUCCUCUAAGCCCACAGGCUUCACUUUCCCAGGGCUCGCAUCCCCGGGUGAUCAAGUUGAAACUCAGCUAAACCAGCAGCUCUGGUCCCUCAUCCCCAACAAUGACGUGCAAAGGCUCAUUUCUCAUGUUAUCCAGACUUUGAAAAUAGACUGCUCGGACACCCACGUGCAGCUGGCCUGUGCCAACCUCAUCUCUAGAACAGGCCUCCUGAUGAAGCUUCUCAGCAAGCAGCAAGAAGUAAAUGUGUCCAAAGCGGAAUGGGAUAUGGACCAGUGGAAAGCUGACAACUCUAUCAGUGAGAGCACAGAAGCCCAGAGUGAGCAGAAAGAGCAGGAGUCAAGUGAGCUCACAAAAGAAGUUCCAGGUUAUGACUAUAACAACAAACUCAUCUUGGCAGUAUCUGUACCUGUAGUAGUGACGAUUUGUGUUAGAAUUCUCUGUCUCAUUGAGGUAAGGACAAUAAUUAAUUCAGAUUCAGAACCCAGAAACUGA
Molecule: messenger RNA, 507 nt
Organism: Mesoplodon densirostris (Blainville's beaked whale)
Lineage: Eukaryota; Metazoa; Chordata; Mammalia; Artiodactyla; Ziphiidae
Product: leucine-rich repeat-containing protein 37A3-like
Exons: 2
Coding region: 1-507 (168 amino acids)
Source: RefSeq, a predicted model, not a curated record